AUGAAAAUAAUACACCUGUCCUUGCAGCCCGACCAUCACCAGGACUACGGUAUUUCCUCCAGAACUGAAGAUAAAAAUUUCCAAAGGUUGCUCGGAGGUUUCAUGGUAGCACUGUUCGUCGGCCUGUCCCUACUGGUCCUAGGCGUCUUGUUCUCUCUCCAUAUCGUGCGCGGCGCACCCUUAAUGCUGACCCCUGGACCCUGGUGCACCUCAGACGGAUGCUUGCAGCAGGCGGGGUACCUCCAAAGAAGCGCGAACACGUCCGUGCGACCGUGCCAAGAUUUCUACUCAUUCGUUUGCCACAACUGGGCACCAGACCGAAACUCCCAACAAGUCGAGUACAUCGCUGACGUCCCAGCCGAAAUGAGGAACCACUGGAGACUAAAGAACGCAGCGCUACUGUUCAACGGCAGCUUAGAGCCUCCUUCAUUUGAGAGGGCUUCGGCGGUCUUCAAGGCGUGUAUCUUGAGAACUGAAAAAGAUCAAACAAGCGAUCUUGAAAAAUUUAAAACGAUAAUGCGGGACGCGGGCAUUCCUUGGCCGGAUGAUCCGUCAUCCUUGAAGCACCCGCUGGCUGUGCUUCUGGACUUGGAUGCCAAUUUGGGAGCCCCAGUGUGGUUUAAAGUCAGAGUUCAGGGCGAUCUAGGCAGUCCGAGGGUGGUCAUUGAGCCGAAUUACUUGUACGACACUCUUUAUAAAGGUCUCGACAAGCCCACAAGUAUCAAACGCAUGGCUGAGUUUCACCAGAUGUAUGGCACCCAGCCCAAUACGACGGAGCUAGAAGAAUCGGCGGAUUUAGAUAUGCUCAUCGCAACUUCUCUUCGUGACAGCCUGGAAAACCGUGAAAAUAAUCCUCAACUCACAAGUAUUGGCGAUCUCCAUCAUAUUACCCCCGAUAUAAAUAGUAGCUACUGGCUGUCCCUCUUCAACCACCACUUUGAACAAGCUUUAUUGGAAAACAACGACGCGAUUCUCAUCCAAAAUGCUCAACUGCUUUCCUCAAUCACUUUCUUUGUCGGAAAUAUUUCCAACAAGAAGAUGCUUCACGUAAUCGGGUGGUGGUUCGCUCAAUUAUACACAAGCGUGGCCGACGUAAGGGCACUCCGAAUUAUUUUUGGUGCGUUAGAUAAGAAUUUACUCGGUGCAAUUUGCCUUCACCAGAUAAAGCAGCGAUACGGUGCGGCCGUGCUGACCGGAUACGUCGGGAGCCAGUUUACCAAAGAGCACAAGACUGCCGUAGAAAGAGUGCUGAAUAGCGUACAAAUCCAACUUACAAAUAAACUUCGGAGUGUGAACUGGACCACCGAAACACGAAGAGAAGAGAUGCUGGAAAAGGUUAAUUCCACCAGAAUUUACAUAUGGCCUUCGCCAGCGUUUGAAGUGACGUUCAACGAGACGUUUCCAGAAGCCCCGUCUUCAUAUUUCGAUUUUUGGGCAACCAGGACAAAAUCGUUACGCGAACAGAAGGCAUCUCAAAAGAAGCGGCGCAACGACAUCAACCUACUGCCGGGCUACACGGAUCCGAUGUUCAGCUACGACCAGUGGGAGAACGCAGUGUCGAUAUCCUUAGCAACACUGUCUCCGCCUUGGUAUUACAAGGACGGGAGCGCUGCGAUCAUCUACGGUACCCUCGGCUGGCACUUCGCUAGAACUUUAUCCAUGGCCAUCGUUAGCACAGUAAGUUUAUUUCUCAAAACGUGA
This is a messenger RNA of Ixodes scapularis (black-legged tick), 1701 nucleotides long. RefSeq names its product endothelin-converting enzyme 2-like. The record is from RefSeq and is a predicted model, not a curated record. Lineage: Eukaryota; Metazoa; Arthropoda; Arachnida; Ixodida; Ixodidae. Gene Ontology annotation, biological process: protein processing. Bases 1 to 1701 code for a protein of 566 amino acids. Gene Ontology annotation, molecular function: metalloendopeptidase activity. The transcript has a single exon. Gene Ontology annotation, cellular component: plasma membrane.